AUGUUUGGCGGCUACAUUUACACGGGCAUAUGUUUGGGUCCAGCGAGUGGGGUCGGGGAGGCUGUGUACAAGACAUCUUUCUGUCAUGAUGUAAUUGAGUUCCACACGGCAUUGGAGUUGAUACGUACCCAUGAAGAAAGUUCGAUGUGUCAGCCAAUUUUAGGCGAAAUUUGGAAUAAGAUCCAGUCACGACUUCUUCAACUAUUUAUUCAGGCGGCCGUACUCCAAAACAUCGACCGUACCAGAUGCCUUACCUUCGCCAAACUUGCCGGGAUCCACUGCCAUUCCGUACUCGUAAUCCACGCCAGGCACCAGGCUGUCCUCAAGAUACUUGACUGCCUGGGCGUGGACGUACUGGGUCAACUCAGUGACCCAACUGCGGAGGACUGCCUUAACGAUCAAGACACCGCCACGGAGCCUGCGCGGCCUGAAUUGGUUCGGCCUGAAUUGGUUCGGCCUGAAUUGGUUCGGCCUCAGCUUGAUGAGGAGUACCUAGCAAACCUGGUCCUUCCGAUCAAGUCUUCGGUCGCUAGGUCUCCAGUGGGUGCCUGCACCGCCGGAGCUGGAGUCAGCGGCAGUCGGCCGAAAGCUGUGUCCGCGAAUGUGGCUCCGGGCAGCGCAUGUGCGGCGACUGCAGAGAGCAACGUGGGUGCCGGUGUUCGGUGCAAUAGUCCCUCGGUGGUCGGUGUGGGGGAAGCGACGCUGUUGCAGACGGAGAUUGAUUUGCUGACGAACUCCAUUUUGUGCAUGUCCCCGGUGGCCUAUGCCAAAGUCGGUUCGGUCUUAGCGCGUUGUAGCGCAUCAUCCUUUUACAACCUCCUAUGCUUGGUUGAGGCGCAGCCCGAUGGGGUAUUGGGCCAGAUGGAACCAUCGGGAUUGGCUUCGUUAUGCGACCUCGGUCGUCACUGGAUGGAGCAACGUCUAGGCUUGUCGCAGACCUCCGAUUUGCUCGCGGAUCGCUGGGCACCGACGCCCAACAGUCCGGUCGCUGGAUCCGACGCCUCGCCCUGUCCUGGUGCAACGCCAGACACCGGGGUUGCAGCCGGCCCGAGCGCUUCAUCAGGCACUGUUAAUUGCGGCGGUUCAAUAACGGAAACUUGCCACAAGGCAGCAGGCGGUUCUGGGUCUGCAGGUCCGCAGGUUCGCGACCACAGAGGGGAGGAGAUCGGCAUCUGGCCGAGUGCGUUUUGGGCGUGUGUGAAGCUUCGCGAAGUGGGUCACUGCUGUUCGGUCGAUGCCAAGUGGCUGCACGUGGUCACUGCCAUUGUGGGGGACGCCGCCCUGCAGUAUGCGGAAGGUCUGGUGCUGGUCAACGACCUGGUUCCGGUCAGCGGGCCCCGCGUCUACAACCCCUGUUACCUGGACUGGGUAAAAGAGACCAAAGAACUCAUUACCGUCAAGCUCACCCAACUGCAAAUGCGAUCAUUGCUGAGAGUACAUUCUCUCGCUAUACGCGAGAAUCAAGGCGCCAUUAAAGACGUACAAGCGGACAUCGAAGCGUUACUGCUGGCCCACAGACAGGCUGCCUCCACGCUUGACUCACUCAACCACCUUCAAACGCCCUUCAGCCAAAUGGGCAACCAGCUGCAGGCCCUCCAAGAUCAGGUAGGCCAGCUUGCAAAGGUGGAUUGGAACACCAGGUGGAACGAACUGGAGGUGAAGGCUGAGACAACUGUUCAGUCGGCUCUUGAAGACCUCAAGGAUCUGUCGGCGUCGGUGAUGCAGCUGUUGAAACAGAUUGAAAAACACAGAAGUAAACGGUCCCAAUCCGAUCACCGGGAAACUCCUGCUCAAU
Molecule: messenger RNA, 1795 nt
Organism: Gregarina niphandrodes
Lineage: Eukaryota; Apicomplexa; Conoidasida; Eugregarinorida; Gregarinidae
Exons: 2
Source: RefSeq, a predicted model, not a curated record